Molecule: messenger RNA, 1353 nt
Organism: Lachancea meyersii CBS 8951
Lineage: Eukaryota; Fungi; Ascomycota; Saccharomycetes; Saccharomycetales; Saccharomycetaceae
Source: the annotation of a GenBank genome assembly
AUGUCGAAGCCUAUCAAGACCACAUCGUCCAAAAUCGAUGCUGCCCCAACUCCUCACAACACGCCCUCUAGUGUGCUGGGCAGUUCGUACCUGAAAAACGGUAAUCCAGCGCGUUCAGUUCCAAAUACUAUUAAGGAAGAGGACAUCACCUCUGCCCUAGCCAACAACCCACAACUUCUGGCCUCGAUCCAGGACAAACUGGGUGAUUUGGUCGGCCAAGACAGCGGUUAUGUCUCGUCGCUCCCACACGCUGUCAGAGAACGGAUAUAUGCGUUGAAAAAACUGCAGCGCGACCUUUUCGAACUGGAAAAGGACUUUCAGCUGGAGAUGUUCGCUUUGGAAGAGAAAUACCUACAGAAAUACGAUCCUGUUCACAAACGUCGUUUUGAAAUCGUCACGGGACAGCAAGAACCGACCGCGAGGGAAAUCGAGGUAGGCAAGCAGAUGGGAGAUGAGCUGGGCACGGUUGCUGAAGAGCCUGAGGAGGAGGAGGAAGAAGAAGAAGAAAGUGGAGAAGACCAGAUCAAGGGAAUUCCAUCAUUCUGGCUCACCGCCUUCGAGAACCUCCCAAUGGUGUCGCAAACGGUCACCAGCGCAGACGCCGAGGUCUUGGAAUGUUUGACCGACGUCAGACUAGAAUAUUUGACCGAGGGCAAACCAGGUUUCAAGCUAGUGUUCCACUUUGACGAUGAGAACCCGUUUUUCAGCAACAAGCAGCUUGUCAAGACCUACUUUUACCAAUCAGAACUGGGCUACUCGGGAGACUUUAUCUACGACCACGCUGAGGGCUGCGAGAUCAAGUGGACCGACAACGAGUCCAACGUGACCGUUUCCGUAGAAAAGCGCAAGCAACGUAACAAGAAUACGAAACAAGUGCGUACCAUUGAGAAGAUCACGCCCGUUGAGUCGUUUUUCAACUUUUUCGACCCCCCCAAGGUUCCGGCAAAGACCGACAAGUCUCACAGCAGUGGUGGCAGAGGCGAUGACGACAACGAGGAUGAAGACGAAGGCGACGAAAACGAAGACGAAGAGGAAGACGCCGAGGAAGUGGCCGAGCUGGAGUCACGUUUGGCCCUAGACUACGCCAUUGGCGAGGAAUUUAAAGACAAAUUGGUGCCUCGUGCGGUGGACUGGUUCACAGGCGCUGCAAUCGAAUUCGAGUACGACGCCGACGAACUGGACGACGACGACGAGGCGGAAUUCGACUCUGAUCUCGACGAAGACGACGACGACGACGACGAAGACAAUGACAGCGAAGACGAUGGCGAUUCUGAAGAGGACAGUGAGCCUAGCGAUUUCAAACCAGCUGCUUCCAACUCCAAAGAACAGCCUCCCGAGUGUAAGCAGGCCUAA